This is a messenger RNA of Morchella sextelata, 1269 nucleotides long. RefSeq lists its product as uncharacterized. The record is from RefSeq and is a predicted model, not a curated record. Lineage: Eukaryota; Fungi; Ascomycota; Pezizomycetes; Pezizales; Morchellaceae. The coding region runs from base 1 to 1269 and encodes 422 amino acids. The transcript is spliced from 4 exons.
AUGAGGACCUCUCCUAUUGCCAAAGAGAUCUUCUCACGUGCACAAGUCAUCAAACGGCGCCUCAAGGUCAUGUCUGAUCCAUCUUACGAGCCGGUUGAGAUUCCCGACCCACGCUUCUCGUAUCGCGACUUUGCCGCAUGCUGGCAGGAGCCUCUCGAAACAAUACUAGAGAUUCCUGUCUUGGAGGAUGACGCCACUGGUGCAGGUAGUUUCCCUGAGAUGGACAAUGUCAUUAAGAGAACGCUUGUGAAAGUCUCGCUUCAGCCGCCGGCGACGCAGAUGAGGCGGGAGGUGUACUUGGACAUGGCGCGCAAGGUCCAGAUAAUUCUCAGAGAUGUUUCUGUUAAUGAAGCGUUGGGGGUCGCGGCCGCGCUCAAUGCGGGAACCUUUGUUACGGAUAAACGGAGGGGGGAGGACAUUUGCAAAAAGAUCAGAAAUGUCUGCCUUCAUAAUGAUCUCUUGCUGCGAAAUGCCUGUGUAGACGUUGACACACAAGUUUUUGAACUGCGCCUGAUUGAAAUCAAACCAACUGCGGUUCGCGAGCUCAAGACCCCACCCCGUCAAAUCAUCCAUUGCCACUUCUCCGAAAAGGGCAGUAUCUGGGACCAACUUGAACAGGAACAAAAGGCCAACGUUUCCACAACCCCCGAAGCCCAAAAGACCACUCAAGUGGUCUCCCCCGAAGCUCCAAAGUCGAGGAUGACGACCGUCAGGGGCCCAAAGUUUUCCGUAGCCGACUAUGGAUCGCCCUUCUUCGGGACUAAAGCAGAGAAGCGCACCCACUACAACGAACUCAUCCCCCUCGACCGUUGGUCAGCCGCAGCAACAUACGACUUUAAAAGAAAGUUCUAUCCGUCGGGCUUCGGCCGCAGCAGGGCGAAGUUAAAUGCUCUUUCGCGCUCACCGGAUUCAGAUGAGAAUCCGUUUUUGGCCACUGGGAGCAAGGCUCUGCAGAAAUGUCGUUUGCUUUUCUUUGGGGUGGAGGCCCAGGUUGACGACGAGGGGAAGACCAGCUUUGUAGGUGCUACUAGGCCAUAUAGUACCCGGGUCGAUGUUAGAACCGCAUCCAGAAUCCCACGGCCAUUUGGGCACUUUGUCAGAGCACCGUCUGUGGGUUCUGCCUCAGAGGGCGGGCCACCAGCUAGUCAACCAGAGCGUCAACCAGAGCGUCAGCUGGAGCUUCGAGCAGGGCGUCCAACGGCGCAUCAACAAGAAUCAGCUAAUGCGGUGCGUGCUGCACCGGCAUUUCAACGACGGUUUCUCCUCUAG